GCAAUGGGAAUUACAAGGAAAAUAUGGGUGGUUAGUACCUUGACAUGGCACGUCGCUUUUAAAUUGUUUUAGCUGGGCUUGCCAUCCGUGUGGUCUCAGUAACUUUUCAAGUUUCAAUCAGGAGUCGAAGUGAGCCGGGCCCGUUGAACCAUGUUUCGGCCAAAGUGGUUGCUUUCUGCGUUAUUGCUGGGCGUAUUCAUCCCCAUCAUCGUCGUCUCGCAAAUCGUUGGUCCUCCGGAAUCUAACACGGAUGAAAGCAGUAACACUGCGGCGUUCGAUGCUGACGAAAUCGGUAAAGUUAUUGAGACCACAAUGGAGUGUCACGAGAACCCGGCGCUAGCCGUGUCGGUCGUGAAAGAUGGGAAAGUAAGUCAUUCAUUGUCUUAUCGUAAAUUUAGUUAAUCUUAUUGUCGCUCUAUUUGGCAGUCGACUUGUACCUGUCACGUUCUACAGCGAAUACUCCGAAGGCCUCUAGAAAAUGGCUGCAGAAUUAAACCAUUUUCUGUUGGUCAUUCUUUCAAAGUAAUUAUGCGUCUAUUAGUAAUUACUUUUGUGUCAUUCGUAUCUUAUUACACUAUGUAUUGGCUGCCGUAGCCCGUAUUCGGCUUUCUAAAAUAAUAGGGCGUAUUUGUCACGCCGGAUUUACACAUUUCUGCGCCCUAGACCUUACGCAUAAUUUUGUGCGUCGACCCCCCCCCCCCUUUCCCCCCAAACUCAAAAAGUUUAUUCAAGCUUUCUAAAAUAAUAGGGCGGAUUUGUCACGCCGGAUUUACACAUUUCUGCGCCCUAGACCUUCCUCAUAAUUUUGUGCGUCGACCCCCCCCCCCUUUCCCCCCAAACUCAAAAAGUUUAUUCAUAAUUUAAAAUAUUAAUAGUUUAUUGUGAAGACAUAUUCACUUUAUACAAUCUUUAGCGUCUGUGAAACACGUCGCCUUUUUAAUUAAAAUCUUCCCUACUACAGCACUUUAUAAAUGGCCUUUUCAAAAUAAUACUUAACAAUUUGUCAAUAUUUUUUUGUUAUUUCUUUUGUAAAUACGCCCCCUGAGUGAUGCGCCCUAAGCCAUGAUGUAGGUUGGACGUAUGGGAAGUCCGGCAUUGUGUACAUGGUUUCAAUGACAAGUACUUAUGGAGAAAAGGAAUCAUGAAACUAUUCAAAACUCCGUAUUAAUUUAUUUUGUUCAAAUCAUUAUUGUCAAAAAAAAAGCAUUGGGGCAAAGUAUUUCGCAACCCAACCAUCACGAAAGUUGUUCAUUUAGGACCUGACCAAACAAUGAAAGAAACUCCAAAUCUAAGAUUAAGGAAAUGUGGAGCUGUUUGCUUUUUCCGUCGGUCAAAAUGCAUCUGAAAAACUGCACAAUUCUUUCUGACAAACAUUUAUCAUACUUCUUCUUUCUAAAUUACUUACGGUUGCGGAAGAAACAGGUUAGAUCUACUCUCUGCAUAGUCUGAGCAAGGAGACUCUUAAAAUAAGGGGGAGACAUGGGCGCCCGCAGGGGAGGGCAACGGGGGGCACUUGCCCCACCCCCUGGAUUGAUUGGAUCGAACAAUUUUAGACAAAAAUAGACACAAAAUAUAUUAAAGUAAAUAGAAAAUAAAGAGAACGUAACUAAGCUGAUGUCCUGUCCGUUCGUUCACCAUACAAAUACGCUACAGUAAAUUAAAACUACAUUAAAACAUUACUAAAAAAAUUGUGCCCCCCCCCCUGGAAAGUUAAUCGAUUUUUUUUGCCCCCCCCCCCAAGAAAGUUUUCUGCGGGCGCCCAGGGGGGGGGGGAGAGAGACUGCAAUCAGGCUAGAAUAAUGUAAAAAGGCCAAAAAAACUACCAUAAAACAUUAAUAAAAAAAUUGGGCCCCCCCCCCUGGAAAGUUAAUCGAUUUUUUUUGCCCCCCCCCCCAAGAAAGUUUUCUGCGGGCGCCCAGGGGGGGGGGGAGAGAGACUGCAAUCAGGCUAGAAUAAUGUAAAAAGGCCAAACAAAGUAUGGGAAAUAAAGGGACGCAACAAAACAGCAUUUGUUGAGUCAUUUUUCUUAAUUGAAAAAACAUUGAACUUAUUUUUAUCAAUCCCAUAUGUCGCUUAAAUUUUAAUUUUUUAAAUUUUUUUUUGCCUUUGACUUAAUCAUAAAUGUGUUUUUAGCCCCUCUGUAAGAUCAUGGACUGUAUGAUUAUAGAUAAACAUGGGUCUGGUUGAACAAUACAAAAAGAAAAAAAGUUGUUACAUGUAAGUUUGAUAAGAAAAUUUUCAAUGUGUUCAUGAAACUAUACAUGUUCAAAUGUAUUGACAUUUUAUAUUUUGCUAAUUGCUCAAAUAUUUAAUAUAAUAUCAUAUUCCGUAUAGCGUUUUUUUUUUUUUUAAAUUUCAAGAUUCUGAUGUCUAGAGGGUUUGGAACAUUUGGUUUGGACAACCCCAAGAAGGUCGAAAGCACAUCUGUAUUCGGGGUAGCCUCUCUCACAAAAUUAUUUUCUGCCACGCUGCUUAUCAAAAUGCUUUAUGAGAAAACAAAGUGAGUUCAUCUGGGGUGUGCAGUGUUCUACACCAGUACAUGUACAGACGUGUGUUUGUGAUUAGUAACUAUUUCAUACCCCAUACCCCCCUUGUUCAUUCAUCAUUGCUUUAUACCCCAAACAAUUAGUUACUAUAGAUAAGUGAUAUAAUAUUCACUUUUAUAUUUACGUAUGGAAGAUAAUAACGUAAACAACUAGACUUUUUUUUUUCAAGAUAUUUUUCAUAUACUUUUCGUAUGCUAUUUUUCAGUCCCUUGCUACGUACGCCUUUGUAGACAAUGUAAAUUUGUUAAAUCCACUAUCGUUACGUAAACUAUGUCAAUGACGGAUAUGACUUCGGAUCAUUAUGGGUCAUUGCGUACAUUAGCGUGUUUUAAAAGUUACUUUAUCGAUUCCUUUGCGCUGUUUUACAGUUAUUCAGUUACAAUGUCAAGAAAUGUUUCUAGCCUUCUUAAGUGUAUUCUAUUUUAAUUAAAAUGUGUAUAUAAACAAAUUUUUUUUUUUUUUAAUUUCUGGCCCAGCCUCACGGUGGAUUCCCCUGUGAGACUGCUUCUUGGGAAGUCGUUCAACAUGUCUGACCCUCUCCGUACGGCAGAGACAACAUUCACAGACUUAUUGGCUCAUAAAGUCGGCAUACCAGACUACAACAGUCUGAGAUUUGACCCGAAAUUUACAAGAGACACUCUUUUAGAGUAAGUUUGUUGUAAACGUAGGAUGCGCAGUUAAAUAUUUUUUGAAGGUAUAAACAAGCUGGACUGUGGUAUCAGAGGAAUCAUUUCACCUUACAGAUAUAAAAACCUUAAUUUAAAAAAAAAAAAAAAAAGAGAAUGUGAUUCAUUUUGUCAAGUUCCAAGUCAAUGACGUCAAGGGGGGGGGGGGGGAUUUAGUUAAUGUACCCCACCAAUUCGAAUCAUUGGCCAUUGUCUCAUUAGGCGUGAGUGAACAAAGGCUUUGCUAGUGACUUGUGGGUGGAAAUAUGUGACUACACAUUAGUUAAUAAAACUACCAAUGAUAGGUGGGCUUAGAAUAGGAAAUGAUUUGUGAGUGAAGAUUGUGCACUAAGUGAAAGCCGGAUUAAUGAAUUGCGGGUAGAUAUUAAGCAGUGGGUGGUGUGUGGAGAAUGAGUGGUGUGUGGAGAAUCAGUGGUGUGUGGAGAAUCAGUGGUGUGUGGAGAAUCAGUGGUGUGUGGAUAUAGUGCAUUGAUUGAGGUGGGGGCGUAGCAACUGAGCAAUGAGUUACAAACACUGUUACCAUUGUGACCAGUUUCAUGCACAUGAAUUCUCUAACUAUAUCCGCCCCAUCAAUUCCUUAGACGCCUUGGACUCUUGCAAACCAACCAGCAGUUCCGGGUCAAGUACUAUUACAGCAACAUCAUGUACGGAUUGGUCAGCUACAUCACAGAGGUCAUCGGUGGCAAGGCUUGGGAAAAACUUGUCGAUGAACACCUUUAUCAGCCGCUGGGUAUGAAGAGCUCGACUUUUGCUUCAGUGGCAAACUUUGAACAAAAAGAUAUGGUGGUCCCAUAUGCUGAUGUUUUGGGAAAGUUAGAGCGAGUCAAUCCUGAAUUUUCCAGGUCUGUUCUCAAUUUCUGAAUAUUUUGUGGCUACUGAAAGGUAUGCAUCAAUCUAACGAACAGUGUUAAGCUUCUUUAUUUUUAUAGGAAGAUUUGUUCUCUUCAGAAUUCAUUGAUCAAUUUUGAUAAUUUGCUCUUAAUGUCAUUAAAACCCAGGAGGUGGGCUCAGUUAUCGGGUUCUGGCUCAGUUAUGUCGAGCGCCGAUGAUAUGGCCAGAUGGAUGAACUUUCACUUGUUUGAUGGCAAAGACGCACAAGGAAACGAAGUAGUCAAGGCUAAACAGAUUGCAGAGAUUUACAAGGGCAGAUUCUUUGUUGGACCAGAGACAGGAAAGGAAACGAGACUUUCAAAAUAUCCUGUUACAAGCACCGAUGAGAUUUAUGCAUUUGGAAUUAGAAGAGGAUUCUAUAGAGGUAUUUUAGAUGAUGUCAUCAUAAAGCUUUAUGUUCUAAAUCCAAAGACGAUUUUAUUACUUUGUGUUGUAGACCUGGGAAAUUCCACGAGUGUAUUAAAAAAAUGUAGGAGUAUGAACUACUUACAAUGUUUGUGAAUUUAAUGAAAUUCCAAGGCCACCAGUUGGUAAUUUCCAAAAAGGUUGAGUCCUUCAAGAUAAUCAAAUGUCCAUAUGAUAAUUCCCUUGAUUAACCCUCCUCCCCCCACCCACCAAAAAAAAUAAUAUGAUAACUAAAAUGCGAUCACCAAAACUGCCGUCCACCAAGUGAUUUUUUUUUCGCUAAGCCAAGCAAUUUACAAAAAAAAUUGUAUUGAAGUGCAUGAAACUCUAAAUUGAAAUAUUUUCUAAAUGACAGCUAUGUGGUACAGUUAUUUUGACCUAAAUUUCCAGGAAACAUCUUAGGGACAAGAGGUCUGAACCUACCCAAUUUAGUUGCGAUCCAUGGAGUGCAGUGUUUCCCAAACUUUUCUAAAUGCUGCACACCUACGAAUUAUAUGAUUAGACUUGCAACCCCCAUGAGUUAUUUGACUCAAUUGGCAUUCUUUACAUUUUAAAAAUAUUAAGUAUUGCACCUCCUACAAAAGUAUUUAAAACUUUGGACUUGAAAUUUAUUUCUAUAAUUUACAAAAUAUCCUAUAAUAUUAAAAUAAAUAGGGACUUCGGAUAAAGAACUUAAUCCAGGACUCGAUGUUGACCCAAAACGGUGAAGGCGUUGCUAAGCGAAACAAUCUUCGCCAUUGAACUCGAUCUCGGUUAAUUAAAUCUGUUGCAUUCUUUAGAAAUAUGGUAUUUGUUUUUCUGUAACAAAAGUAAUAUAAAAUGAAAUUUUAUAAUCCUUAAAUAUGGAGAUAUUACACUAAAAUAAUAUAACUAUAACAGAACUGACAUUAUCAAGUUAUAGUAUAUUUUCUUUCUUUACUUCCAUGCUAACACGGUUCCUGUUGAUAACAAGUGUUUCUCUUUCGGCGCCAUAAUGAGGACUAAAUAACCCCAAAAAGGUGCACACAAUAAACAAACAGCAGUGUUUAUUUAACACAGCACCAACGAUGCUACUGCAAACGCACCUAAGCACUAUUGAGCCGGUUGGGAUUAUAUGUACAGGCAUAUAAGUAUCUUUCGUUAACCGAGACAAAAAUUGCGCACAAAACUUGGGCGUAAAUCGAUUUGUUCGUUAACUGGGGCGUUCGUUUCCCGAGGUUCCACUGUAAUAAAAUAACUUUCAUUGAAGUAGUUUUGGUUUCUUUCAAACCAAUUUUACUACAUUUGUACACCCCCCCCCCCUUAUUUUUGUUUACCUCCUACCUCGAAGAGAAGCCUGAAGGAAAAAUUUCCAAUGAUGACAUUAAAUAUAAACGUAUAUAAACUCUUAAUAGAUAAGGAUCCUAAUAAGGUACCGAUUGAAAAAAGAAUAAUCAGCUUAUUAUUGAAAUAUUGUUUCAUUUGUAUUUUAGUUAUUUGUUUUAAUUUUAGAUUUCAUUGUGUAAUAAAUUCCAAAGAGGGUCGUGCACACUUGUAUUCUUAAAAUGCUUAAAAUGGGAUAUAACCCCACUCGUCCAAUAGCGCCAGGGCGGGUUUACGGGCCUUGGGUGGCAGGAAAACCUGGGUGGCAGGAGGCUUUAGUUGACAGAAAGCCCUGGGUGGCAGAAGGCUAUAGUUGGCAGAAAGCCCAUGAUUGAAGAAGGCUAUAGUUGACAGAAAGCCCUGGCUGGCAGAAGGAUAUAGUUGGCAGAAAGCCCUGGGUGGCAGGAGGCUAUAGUUGGCAGAAAGCCCUGGGUGGCAGGAGGCUAUAGGUGGCAGGAAGCCCUGGGUGGCAGGAGGCUAUGGGUGGCAGAAAGCCCUGGCUGGCAGGAAAGGCUAUAGUUGACAGAAAGCCGUGGCUGGCAGAAGGAUAUAGUUGGCAGAAAGCCCUGGGUGGCAGGAGGCUAUAGUUGGCAGAAAGCCCAGGAUUGAAGAAGGCUAUAGUUGACAGAAAGCCCUGGGUGGCAGAAGGAUAUAGUUGGCAGAAAGCCCUGGCUGGCAGAAGGCUAUAGUUGGCAGAAAGCCUUGGGUGGCUGAAGGCUAUAUUUGGCAGAAAGCCCUGAGUGGCAGGAGGCCCUGGGUGACAGGAAGCCCUGGGUAGCAGGAAGCCCUGGGUGGCAGGAAACUCUGGGUGGCAGGAAGCGCUGGGUGGCAGGAAACUCUGGGUGGCAGGAGGCCCUUGGUGACAGAAGGCCCUGAUUUGCAAGGAGCCCUGGGUGGCAGGAGGGAAUCGUUUGAGAAUCAAAAUGCUAUGAACAUAUGAUUCGCUAAUAUCUCCCACAGGUUAUAACCGAUUAGUUCACACCGGUUCUACAAUGGGUUACAGAGCCUACAUGGCACUCCUGCCAGAGCCAAAAAUUGGUGUUUUCAUUGUGAUGACUGGAAAGGAUGACGCAUACGUUUACCGUCAUCCACUCCACAUGUACCUGAUGGAUAGAGCCCUGGGUGUGCAAUCGUGGCUCAACAGUUCAACCCUCUGUACAUACCCUGAACCUUGGGAGAAUCGUUCUGCGCGAUCCAAUCGAACACUCAAUCCUGAUGUCAAAUUAAAGUAUGACAUUAAGCAGUAUGAGGUAUGUUGCUAGGAGCUACUGAUGUAUUCAUUAAAAACUCAUAUCUUAACUGACUUCCCCUCCCCCGGGUUGGCACCCGGUUCAGGUCUUUGAAAACCGGGACUGUAAAGUUUAAAUGGUUAAAAAAUAUUUCCCAGAAUCCGUCCGUGACAAUGUGACAUUAGUGUAGACUUUGCAGGACGAAAAUCACAAGGCCAGGGAAUUUUUUUUAGGAGUAUAAGCUGGUUUUCUGGACAGGGAAUCGCUUCUCUCCACGCACCUGGAUAACCCAAGGGAACAUCAUAUGUGGAUGAUACAACUCGGCACCAGUAACGUCGUAGGAGUUGCUGGAAUAUCCAUUGUUUCAAUGACAUACAGCCUACGGGGCUCCAUCUCCGGGUUUCAAUUCACAGCUUCCCUCUCUUAGAUGAGUUGUAACCCAAGGUGAAUGAGUUCCACCCAUCCCGGGUGAUGGUGAUGUUUUGCAUGACUGGGUCUUGUUGGGGAUUGAACUCUUGACCACAGGCUUGGGAUGGACCACUCGGUAACCCAGCACCAUGGGAUGGACCACUCGGUAACCCAGCACCAUUUUCAGAUUAAUGUUCCAAUAAAAAAUAAUGUUGAUGUAUCUUUUAAACGCAGCUACCUCACAUGUUUUCUUCUAACGUCAUAGUUUGCCCUUGAUGUAUAAUUAAUACAAUACGUUAUUCUGUAAGAUCACUUUAGCAAUAACACAAUGUAGAUAAUUUUUGUUUUGUUUUUUGGGUAAGGUGGCAUUUAAAAAAAAAAAAGGUUGGAGGUGACGACCAUUAAUUUACCUCAUCGGGUGACACCAACUCUAUUGACACCUCUGACCGGUAUAGAGACAUCGGGUGACACCAACUCUAUUGACACCUCUGUCCGGUAUAGAGACAUCGGGUGACACCAACUCUAUUGACACCUCUGUCCGGUAUAGAGACAUCGGGUGACACCAACUCUAUUGACACCUCUGUCCGGUAUAGAGACAUUGGGUGACACCAACUCUACUGACAUCUCUGUCUGUAUGGAGACAUCGGGUGACACCAACUCUAUUGACACCUCUGUCCGGGAUAGAGACAUCGGGUGACACCAACUCAAUUGACACCUCUGUCCGGUAUAGAAACAUCGGGUGACACCAACUCUACUGACGCCUCUGUCCGGUAUAGAGACAUCGGGUGACACCAACUCUAUUGACACCUUUGUCUGUAUGGAGACAUCGGGUGACACCAACUCUACUGACGCCUCUGUCCGGAAUAGAGACAUCGGGUGACACCAACUCUACUGACGCCUCUGUCCGGUAUAGAGACAUCGGGUGACACCAACUCUACUGACACCUCUGUCCGGUAUAGAGACAUCGGGUGACACCAACUCUAUUGACAUCACUGUCCGGUAAAAAGACAUCGGGUGACACCAACUCUAUUGACACCUCUGUCCGGUAUAGAGACAUCGGGUGACACCAACUCUACUGACGCCUCUGUCCGGUAUGAAGACAUCGGGUGACACCAACUCUAUUGACGCCUCUGUCCGGUAUAGAGACAUCGGAUGACACCAACUCUACUGACACCUCUGUCCGGUAUAGAGACAUCGGGUGACACCAACUCUAUUGACGCCUCUGUCCGGUAUAGAGACAAGGAUGACACCAACUCUAUUGAAACCUCUGUCCGGUAUAGAGACAUCGGGUGACACCAACUCUAUUGACACCUCUGUCUUGUAUCGAGACAUCGGGUGACAACAACUCUAUUGACACCUCUCUCUUGUAUAGAGACAUCGGGUGACACCAACUCUAUUGACACCUCUGUCCGGGAUAGAGACAUCGGUGGACACCAACUCUAUUGACACCUCUGUCUUGUAUCGAGACAUCGGGUGACACCAACUCUAUUGACACCUCUCUCUUGUAUAGAGACAUCGGGUGACACCAACUCUAUUGACACCUCUGUCCGGGAUAGAGACAUCGGUUGACACCAACUCUAUUGACACCUCUGUCCGGGAUAGAGACUUCUGAUGAAACCAACUCUAUUGACACCUCUGUCUUGUAUAAAGACAUCGGGUGACACCAACUCUAUUGACACCUCUGUCCGGGAUAGAGACAUCGGAUGACACCAACUCUAUUGACGCCACUGUCCAGUAUAGAGACAUCGGGUGACACCAACUAUAUUGACACCUCUGUCCGGGAUAGAGACAUCGGAUGACACCAAUUAAAUUGACACCUCUGCCCGGUAUAGAGACAUCGGGUGACACCAACUCUAUUGACACCUCUGUCCGGUAUAGAGACAUCGGGUGACACCAACUCUAUUGACACCUCUGUCUGGUAUAGAGACAUUGUGUGACACAAACUCUAUUGACACCUCUGUCUUGUAUGGAGACAUCGGGUGACACCAACUCUACUGACAGCUCUGUCCGGUAUAGAGACAUCGGGUGACACCAACUCUACUAACGCCUCUGUCCGGUAUAGAGACAUCGGGUGACACCAACUCUACUGACGCCUCUGUCCGGUAUGAAGACAUCGGGUGACACCAACUCUAUUGACGCCUCUGUCCGGUAUAGAGACAUCGGAUGACACCAACUCUACUGACACCUCUGUCCGGUAUAGAGACAUCGGGUGACACCAACUCUAUUGACACCUCUGUCCGGUAUAGAGACAUCGGGUGACACCAACUCUACUAACGCCUCUGUCCGGUAUAGAGACAUCGGGUGACACCAACUCUACUGACGCCUCUGUCCGGUAUGAAGACAUCGGGUGACACCAACUCUAUUGACACCUCUGUCCGGUAUAGAGACAUCGGGUGACACCAACUCUAUUGACGCCUCUGUCCGGUAUAGAGACAUCGGGUGACACCAACUCUAUUGACACCUCUGUCCGGUAUAGAGACAUCGGGUGACACCAACUCUAUUGACACCUCUGUCCGGUAUAGAGACAUCGGGUGACAUCAACUCUAUUGACACCUCUGUCCGGUAUAGAGACAUCGGUUGACACCAACUCUAUUGACACCUCUGUGCGGUAUAGGAACAUCGGGUGACACCAACUCUAUUGACACCUCUGUCCGGUAUAGAGACAUCGGGUGAAACAAACUCUAUUGACGCCUCUGUCCAGUAUAGAGACAUCGGGUGACACCAACUCUAUUGACGCCUCUGUCCGGUAUAGAGACAUCGGGUCAAGUGAUGACUGGUGACUCUCGGUACCUGUGUGCGAAAGUAGAUACUGCCUAAUUAGCAGUCCAGGCUGGGACAUCCUCCCCUUGGAUAUUCUUAACUGUACCGGUACCCUAUAGUGGCCUAUAGGAUCGAGUUGUUGCUCACUGAACCCUUUGGGAUCAAGUUAUUACUCUCAACUGUUAUUAAAUUACUGAUGUUCUGUGUUCGGUAAUUAUCACAAUUUCAAAUUGGUUUACUUUUAUUUCUUUUAAUGUGUUACAUAUUUAUAAACAUAAACUUUGACUUGAUAUUAGAAAUGCACUAAAAUGCAUUUUAUUUAACUCUCAGAGUGCAGCGGGAUGUAAUGAGCUAUAAACAAACAUGUGGGUCGCUAACAAUUAGGCCUAAUGAUAAAAUUGGAAUCUUAAAUGUGUAUUGGCUUUAAUGUUGGAUGCUUACUGAAAGGAUAAUUCGUAGAGGCCAGUCAAUCUUCUGUACUUAGAAUUAGAAUUCUCGCUGAUACUAGUACCGACAUAAAUAUCUGCUGAAGCGGUACUGAGCAUGACGCUCUUGACCGGCCGCUCACGAAGAGCAGCGUCCAAGACACCGGUCUGACGUAUUCGUAACCGUUAAAGUCAAAACCAGGAUCAAGGACCCCCCCCCCCCCCCACCCAAAGACAGGGGCCGCGGUGAUACCGGCUAACGGGAACCCCCCCCCCACCCGGGGGGGGGGGCGGCGUGUGUUCAAAUUGGCCCGGUUGUGAAACCGACCAGGCUGGGCAGAAGACUAUUACGAGCAAGAUCUUCCCGCCGUCGGGCAAUCCCAAGACUCCGAACAUUGUCUAUCCAAGUUUACAGCUGCCGCAAUCAAAACUGUCGGAAACAGCGGGGCAUGCGCCACAAAACCAGCCUUUACCCUCCGUGGGACUUUGACUCUCUCCGUUAGCGACCGGACGCUAGUGUCCUGAGCGCAGGCACAAGCCAGCGCAAUGGGGCACGGAACACCGGGACACGACCCAGGCCCCACACCACCGGCCAGGAACAGGGGGCAACGACCCCGAGACGCCCGCGGUCACCCCCCCCCUCCCCGCGGCGCCAGGAUCCCGCAGGAUCUAGACUUUAGCCAAUGAACGAUUGUCUCAAUCUUUGCCAAAGACAAAACCUCUUUUCCACCACUGCUCACCAUCUACGUGGGGUACGGCAAGCCGUAUCGUGCCCCACUCCGGUGACUUCGUCGCUCCAAACAGUGCCUGGCCACCUUGUCACUUCUUACAACAUGGCACUGUUGGAAUCAUCAUAUCCAUAAUUUUUGCUUUCGAGGGCGGGGGGUGCCCCCCCCCCCACACUCGACCCCAUUCUGUCCGCCCGCGCUUAUUCGGUCUGACCACACCGGGUUAGACGUUAUUGACGCGCGUAACCGAUGUCCGGGGGGUGACGACCCCGGAUGUCGGCCAACCCGUUAUCCACAACCUACGGAGGCGUGGAAUCCCGCUGGGGCUACCGGGUGGGCCUCGUCUGAUCGGGGUCAUCCCAGUUCCACUUGAGCAGGGACCCACUCCAAGCCCGAUGAUCCGACACCGUCAACUGACGGCCAGUUCACCAGACCACAGCACCACGACCAAAUCCCCCGACUGGGUCGCUUAGCUGCUGGCACCGACAUUAAUAUCUGCUGAAGUGUGACUGAGCAGGACGCUCUUGCACGACCGCUCACGAAGAGCAGCGUCCAAGACCCCGGUCCGACGUAUUCGUAACCGUUAAAGUCAAAACCAGGAUCAGGGACCCCCCCCAUUGAUAAGCAAUGGACGCGGAUUAGCCUGGCUCGUGAAACCCCCCACGUGUCCGGGGGCCACUUGUACAAAUUGGCCCGGUUGUGAAACCGUUGCCCUCCAAGUACUAGUACCAGAGUUAGCUCACUGUUGCCCGCCAUCGUACAGCACCAAACACAUGGCUUGUGUUAGUCAGGGAAGGACCAGUGAAUGGCAGUGACAUGGCAUGGGUUAGUCAGGAGAGGACCAGUGAAUGGCAGUGACAUGGCAUGGGUUAGUCAGGAGAGGACCAGUGAAUGGCAGUGACAUGGCAUGGGUUAGUCAGGAGAGGACCAGUGAAGGGCAGUGACAUGGCAUGGGUUAGUCAGGAGAGGACCAGUGAAUGGCAGUGAGUUUUGACGUUAGACUUUCUGGUGAGCCUUUCUGAGGUGUUUGAGAGGCUGGUUGCUCCGAAUAGCGUCACACGCCCAGCCUUGUCACCUUGCCUUGGGUGUGUGAUGUCUGACUCAUAUAGGCCUAAAGCAGAGUCAGACAUUCUACCAUAAAGUCACAUGGCCGCAACGAUUUAAAUACUUGAUCUAGAUUAUCUAAGGUGAGUCGGUUUUUUUUUCCAAUUGAAAAACCAGGGCAUUUAAUUUUUUAAAAAUCGUUUUGAGGAGAUGGGUGAAAAUACAAUUAUUAUUGCUACACAAGAGGACUCGUAUGUCUAACAAGCCUUUACAAAAAAAACAAAGAAACAAAGAAAGAAAAAAACGUUAUUUUGAAGUUAGUUUGGAUAAUUUACAAGUGACAUAUUCUUUCAGUUACUUGAUUAAUAUAUGACUGGAUAUCAGUUUAUUUGCACUCAAUCUUGUGUUAAAUUAAUCAUUUUUUUUAAUCAUAACAACUCACAACUAGCCAGGACAAAGGUAAAAAAAAAAUGUAAAAAACAAAAAAACAGUAGUGUUCAGGUAAAAACAAUACGAAUGGUCGCCUUAAUAUUAUGGUAUAGAACUUAAGAAUUUCUUAAUGCAUUAAGAAAUUUUAUUAUAACUCUGAAAUUAGCAAAACAAUUAAUGCAAUGCAAUGCCAAGUAGUCUCACCAAAAGAUAUCUUUUAAUUGAUAAAAAAAAUACAUAACAAGUGCUACCAAACUAAAUAGAGACAGUAACAUUUAGUAACAAGUAUUCUAAACGUGUCUUACGCAUGGCGUGAUGAAUAAUAAGUUCCUACAUUUAGGCUGUACAAACUGUGUCGGCUAAUACUUCUAAGAAGAUUCAGAUGAACAAGCUUAAGGCGUAGGAAAUGAACAGAUAUUCAUAAUUAUUAACGACAAUACUUUCUCAGAGCGAAAUUUCAAUUGAGAUUCCUUGUGAAGGCAUAAUGUUUAGAAAGCCAGAAAUAAUUGAGUUAAAACAAAUAAGAUCUCAUAAAUCAACAAAUUCUCUGCCCUACUUGAUUUAGUUUGACUAUACUAAGACUAGAUUAUCAACUGAAAUGUUAUGUGAACAACCUGAACCUGUCUGCAUAAGAUAAAUGAAAAGUGUCAGCGUCCUUUAAAUGUUCAUUUUUAUAAUGUACUGACUGGGUUGAAGCUCAUUGUAAUGAAAGUGCCCAAAAAGAGAUGAGGAAGGAAAGAACAUAUCUUCUUCUUCUUCUAUAUCUUAAGGGCCCACGAUCAAUUUAUUGAUCAUUUUGGCUCCUAUGCAUGUAGAUGGGAUUUGCAAUGUAACGUAUAACAUCAUUUGACAAGUGUUGGUCUGUGUUAACAGGUGUCUUGCAAGAGAUGGACAUGCAACAAAUGUGACACAAUCAUGUCAAUAAUGUGAUUUAAGAUUCAUGCUGCUGUAAUAAAAAUUAAUUUUUAUUUCAAUAAAAUAACUAUAAGAUUCUGGAACACUAUAAUUAUAAGAUUCUGAGACACUAUAACUAUAAGAUUCUGGAACACUAUAAUUAUAAGAUUCUGAGACACUAUAACUAUAGGAUUCUGGAACACUAUAAUUAUAAGAUUCUGAGACACUAUAACUAUAAGAUUCUGAGACACUAUAACUAUAAGAUUCUGGAACACUAUAAUUAUAAGAUUCUGAGACACUAUAACUAUACGAUUCUGGAACACUAUAAUUAUAAGAUUCUGAGACACUAUAACUAUAAGAUUCUGAGACACUAUAACUAUAAGAUUCUGGGACACUAUAACUAUAAGAUUCUGAGACACUAUAACUAUAAGAUUCUGAGACACUAUAACUAUAAGAUUCUGAGACACUAUAACUAUAAGAUUCUGAGACACUAUAACUAUAAGAUUCUGGAACACUAUAAUUAUAAGAUUCUGAGACACUAUAACUAUAAGAUUCUGAGACACUAUAACUAUAAGAUUCUGGAACACUAUAAUUAUAAGAUUCUGAGACACUAUAACUAUAAGAUUCUGAGACACUAUAACUAUAAGAUUCUGAGACACUAUAACUAUAGGAUUCUGGAACACUAUAAUUAUAAGAUUCUGAGACACUAUAACUAUAAGAUUCUGAGACACUAUAACUAUAAGAUUCUGGAACACUAUAAUUAUAAGAUUCUGAGACACUAUAACUAUACGAUUCUGGAACACUAUAAUUAUAAGAUUCUGAGACACUAUAACUAUAAGAUUCUGAGACACUAUAACUAUAAGAUUCUGGGACACUAUAACUAUAAGAUUCUGGGACACUAUAACUAUAAGAUUCUGGGACACUAUAACAAUAAAAUUCUGAGACACUAUAACUAUAAGAUUCUGGGACACUAUAACUAUAAGAUUCUGGGACACUAUAACUAUAAGAUUCUGAGACACUACAACUAUAAGAUUCUGAGACACUAUAACUAUAAGAUUAUGGGACACUAUAACUAUAAGAUUCUGGGACACUAUAACUAUAAGAUUCUGAGACACUAUAACUAUAAGAUUCUGAGACACUAUAACUAUAAGAUUCUGAGACACUAUAACUAUAAGAUUUUGGGACGCUAUAACUAUAAGAUUCUGGGACACUAUAACUAUAAGAUUCUGGGACACUAUAACUAUAAGAUUCUGGGACACUAUAACUAUAAGAUUCUGAGACACUAUAACUAUAAGAUUCUGAGACACUAUAACUAUAAGAUUUUGGGACGCUAUAACUAUAAGAUUCUGGGACACUAUAACUAUAAGAUUCUGGGACACUAUAACUAUAAGAUUUUGGGACGCUAUAACUAUAAGAUUCUGGGACACUAUAACUAUAAGAUUCUGAGACACUAUAACUGCCUACUAUAAGAUUCUGAGACACUAUAACUAUAAGAUUCUGGGACACUAUAACUAUAAGAUUCUGGGACACUAUAACUAUAAGAUUCUGGGACACUAUAACUAUAAGAUUCUGAGACACUAUAACUGCCUACUAUAAGAUUCUGGGACACUAUAACUAUAAGAUUCUGGGACACUAUAACUAUAAGAUUCUGGGACACUAUAACUAUAAGAUUCUGGGACACUAUAACUAUAAGCAUCUGAGACACUAUAACUAAAAGAUUCUGGGACACUAUAACUAUAAGAUUCUGAGACACUAUAACUAUAAGAUUCUGGGACACUAUAACUAUAAGAUUCUGGGACACUAUAACUAUAAGAUUCUGAGACACUAUAACUAUAAGAUUCUGAGACACUAUAACUAUAAGAUUUUGGGACGCUAUAACUAUAAGAUUCUGGGACACUAUAACUAUAAGAUUCUGGAACCCAAAAUUGUCAUGGAUUUUGAAUCAGUCCAAUGUUGAUUGCUUCUAAUAUUAUUAUUAGUAAAAGCUUUGCAUUGUUCUAUUUUGUUGGCAGGGUUCAUACUACAAUAAGAUCUUUGGCUCCAUCAGCGUCAGCUACAACAAGACUUUUCAGGCACUUGUCAUAACUUACGGCUGGGCUCAAUGGAGACUCUAUGUAACCUCUAACGCUCCAAGUGAGACGUUUUACGGCCAAGGACUGGGUGCUAAUCAUGUUUUUUAUAUCAAUCCUAUCUCCUUUUUGGUUGGGGGUGAAAAUAACAAUACAAUUCAAGGGAUUAAAGCGACUGGGAUGUUUUCUGCAAUACCUCCUAUAUUUUCUAAAAAAAAGGAUGUUAAUAAAGGUACGCCCAUAUUUUCCAACAGUGCUCUCUUUUUUCCUAUGGCCAUAUUAGUGUGUUUAAUUUACAAGUAUGACUUGCAUGCAUUGCUCUACUGAUUGCGCUACAAACCAAAGAUGAAUAAAAUGUACUGAAAGGGUUGUAAGACUUCAGCAUUUUUUGUUACAAAUACUUCAUGUACUGUGUGAAACUGUUUGACUUGAAAUGGCACAGAAAAUUCAGAAAUGAAUUUUUAAUGGAACCAUAAGAAUAAGAGCCAACACAUCAAUGAACAGGAAUAACUCCUUG
Lymnaea stagnalis (great pond snail) is the source of this 16372-nucleotide messenger RNA. Lineage: Eukaryota; Metazoa; Mollusca; Gastropoda; Lymnaeidae. The record is from the annotation of a GenBank genome assembly.